Sphaerodactylus townsendi is the source of this 6206-nucleotide messenger RNA. RefSeq names its product WD repeat domain 17 (gene WDR17). The record is from RefSeq and is a predicted model, not a curated record. The transcript is spliced from 23 exons. Gene Ontology annotation, molecular function: protein binding. NCBI's taxonomy places the organism in Eukaryota, Metazoa, Chordata, Lepidosauria, Squamata, Sphaerodactylidae. The coding region runs from base 169 to 3345 and encodes 1058 amino acids.
AGCGAGAAGCGCGAGCCCGCGAGGCGGAGGCAGGCCCAGGUGGUUGCCUAGGAGACGGGUUAGGUCUCGGUGGCGGCGGCUGCUACUCCUCCGCCUCACUUGAAGCCCGUCAGCGUGCGUGGGGAGUCCGGUGGGUGAACGCCAGCGCCGCAUUACGGGCAGGCAAAAAUGGCACAGGUCAAGCAAGUGGGCCUAUUAGCUGCUGGGUGUCAGCCAUGGAACAAAGAUGUAUGUGCUGCUAGUGGGGACAGGUUUGCCUACUGUGCAACUCUUGCCAUUUAUGUAUAUCAGCUGGAUCAUCGGUACAAUGAGUUUAAAUUACGGGCAAUUAUGUCUGAGCAUAAGAAGACCAUCACAGGCAUUUCUUGGUGCCCCCAUAACCAUGACCUGUUUGCAAGUGCUAGUGCAGAUAGCCUGGUAAUCAUUUGGAAUGUGACUGAACAAAAAGUUGUUGCAAAACUUGACAGUACAAAAGGGAUUCCUGCUUCCCUUAGUUGGUGCUGGAAUGCAAGUGAUUCAGUAGCAUUUGUCUCCCACAGAGGCCCUUUGUAUAUCUGGACAAUUUCAGGACCAGAUGGUGGUGUAACCGUACAUAAAGAUGCCCAUAGUUUUUUGUCAGACAUUUGUCUGUUUAGGUGGCAUCCAAAGAAGAAGGGUAAAGUAGUGUUUGGACACACUGAUGGAAGUCUUUCUAUUUUUCAGCCAGGUUGUAAGAAUCAGAAACAUGUUCUGAGGCCAGAAUCUCUUGAAGGGACAGAUGAGGAAGAUCCAGUUACUGCCCUGGAGUGGGACCCUCUGUCAACAGAUUACCUUCUUGUUGCUAAUUUGCAUAAUGGGAUCCGGCUAGUUGAUUCUGAGUCUCUCUCCUGCAUCACAGUCUUUAAUUUUCCCAGUGCAGCAGCAUCAGUGCAGUGCUUAGCUUGGGUUCCCAGUGCUCCUGGAAUGUUCAUCACCGGAGAUUCUCAAGUUGGUGUAUUACGUAUUUGGAAUGUGUCUCGAACAACUCCACUUGAUAACUUUAAAUUGAAGAAAACAGGCUUCCAUGGUCUACAUGUUCUUAGUUCUCCUCCAAAGAAAAAAUCGUUUUCUUCACAGUCUCCUAACAAAAAUCACCACAUGUCAUCUACAAGUGAGGCUGUCCCUCCUCCAACUCUAACUCAAAACCAAGCAUUUUCUCUCCCUCCUGGGCAUGCUGUCUGCUGUUUCAUGGAUGGUGGAGUGGGGCUUUAUGACAUGGGAGCCAAGAAGUGGGAUUUUCUUAGAGAUUUGGGACAUGUUGAAACCAUCUUUGAUUGUAAAUUUAAACCUGACAACCCUGACCUACUGGCUACAGCAUCGUUUGAUGGAACAAUAAAAGUAUGGGAUAUAAAUACUUUAACAGCUGUCUAUACCUCCCCUGGUAAUGAAGGAGUCAUAUAUUCCCUUUCAUGGGCUCCAGGAGAUUUGAACUGCAUAGCUGCUGGAACUUCCAGAAAUGGCGGCUUCAUCUGGGAUGUCUCACGGGGCAAAAUGAUAACCCGUUUCAGUGAGCAUGGAAAGAGUGGCAUCUUCUGCAUUGCAUGGAGUCAUAAAGAUUCCAAAAGGAUAGCAACUUGCAGUGGUGAUGGAUUCUGUAUUAUUCGGACCAUUGAUGGCAAAGUUCUCCACAAGUACAAACAUCCAUCUGCAGUUUUUGGCUGUGACUGGAGUCAAAACAAUAAAGAUAUGAUAGCCACUGGAUGUGAAGAUAAAAAUGUUCGUGUCUAUUACCUAGCAACCAGCUCUGAUCAGCCACUGAAAGUCUUCAGUGGGCAUACUGCAAAAGUAUUUCAUGUGAGAUGGUCUCCUUUGAGGGAAGGAAUCCUCUGCAGUGGUUCAGAUGAUGGUACUGUUCGGAUAUGGGAUUAUACUCAAGAUGCUUGUAUAAAUGUUCUUAGUGGACAUGUAGCACCGGUGCGGGGAUUGCUGUGGAAUACAGAAAUACCUUACUUGCUGAUAUCAGGCAGCUGGGAUUAUACAAUCAAAGUAUGGGACACAAGGGAUGGAACUUGUCUGGACACUGUGUAUGAUCAUGGUGCAGAUGUCUAUGGAUUAACUUGUCAUCCUAGUCGUCCCUUCACUAUGGCCUCUUGUUCUCGAGAUUCCACUGUGAGGCUUUGGUCAUUAACACCUCUAAUAAACCCUCUUCAAAUAAAUAUCUUAGCAGACAGACCAUGGGAUGAGAUUAUUGGAAAUACUGAUCGUGCAGUGGAAGUAGGUGCCUCUCCUUUGCUUUGUGGCAAAGUAUCCAGGGAUAUUAAACAAGAAGUAGACAAACUGACUGGUAAUUCUCAGGAGAAAAAACUGAGAUGGUUCUCAGAAUGUUUAGCGCCCCCAGGACGCAGUAAAAAUUUAUGGGACCUAGUUGCUGUUAUAAAAGGCCAAGAUGAUAGCUUACUUCCUCAGAAUUACUACGAAGGAAUUAUGCACAUGAAACAUCUGAUUAGAUUUAAAAUGUCCAAAGCUCAAGAACUUACAACUGUAAAGAUGUCUAAGUUUGGAGGUGGUAUUGGUGCACCUACUAAGGAGGAAAGGCUAAAAGAAGCAGCAGAAAUACAUCUGAGGCUCGGGCAAAUUCAGAGAUACUGUGAACUUAUGGUGGAACUUGGGGAGUGGGACAAAGCACUCUCGGUGGCCCCUGGAGUAUCUAUGAAGUACUGGAAGAAGUUAAUGCAAAGGAGAGCUGACCAGUUAAUUCAGGAAGAAAACAAUGAUGUUAUUCCAUACUGCAUUGCUACUGGUGAUGUGAAGAAACUUGUCAAAUUUUAUACUUCAAGAGGCCAGCUUAAAGAAGCUUUGCUUGUUGCACAGGCAGCAUGUGAAGGAAAUAUGCAAACAUCACAGUCUUCAGCAUCAACUGGAUCAGCACAUUUUGAAGGGAAUAACGUGGAAGAUUUCAAUGAACUCCUGCAUGAAGUCAGUAAAGAACUGGCUGAGUGGUAUUUCCAAGAUGGCUGUGCAGUACAAGCUGCAUGUUGCCAUUUAGCUGUUGAAAAUAUUGAGCUUGCCAUGGCAAACCUGAUUCGUGGAAAUGAACUGGAGUUGGCAGUCAGUAUGGGUACUGUCUUAGGAGAAUGUGCAGCGCAAGCAACACAUUAUGCUCUAGAGUUGCUAGCAAGAAAAUGUAUGACUGUAACAACAUGGCACGCUGCCUACUUUGGGGGAGGGGGAGAGAGGAAAAGCAACCCUGAUUUUGGCUGCCCCCCCCUCCCCAACAAAUCUGCAUCACUUUCUGGAUUUCAUAGGCUACAAACAAAAGUUUGCCUCCUCAGUAGUUUCAGCACCAAAGCAGGAUGGAAUAGCGGGCAAACAGGACCUAACUUAUAGCUACUUCGAAUCAAGAAAGAUUGGCAGAAAGUGGAAAUGCUGUGAACAGAAACCCCUCUUUGGAAAAUCUGCUAAUUUCUGAUUGAAAAAAUGCUCCUUUUGCUUGGAUGAUAUUUUGAAUCACUUUCUCCACUUGCUGCUGCCCUCACUUUUAUGCAACAGUGAAAAGCAGAUGGCAAGUAUCAGAAUGAGAGCCAUUUCCAAGAGGGUGAUAAUCUGUUCUAUUAAAGAAUAGAGGCAGUUUGGUUCAGAUUUGAGGGAUUAAGGCCUGACACUACAGCCCUGUUACACAUUAAGUUGCAGUCCUAGGAACACUUUCUUGAAAGUAAUCCCCACUGAAUAAAAGUAAACGUACUUCUGAGUAGACCUGCUUAAGCUUUUUCCCUAAGACUGUGUACUGUUUAUAAAACAGAUUCAGUGGAAAAAAUCCUUAAAGAGAACAUAUAAUCUGCCCAGGCUAACAUAAGCAAAAAAAAAAGAAAAAGAAAAGAAAAAAAGGUUAUGUACAUGAUAGUUAAUUUCUCAGUUGAGAUUCAGAUAAUGGGGAAACAUUUAGUAUUAAUUUCUCCUGUUCCUAAUUUAAUUGUUUUUUCUAGAUCUAGAUCACUUCAGUAAUCUAGACCACAUCAAAGCUAAUUAUUUUCAUCAUUUUCCUUGUUUUUCUCACCCCAGCAAAAUAUUGUGGGAUGACCAUUAAUACCAAUGUUCUAAAAAGUUGAGGCCGACAGAAUCAAUAUCAGGUGUAACUGUGUGUGUGUGUGUGUGGGGGGGGGUUAACAUACUUUGGGGGGGGGUGUAAUUAUUCAGUAGUAGCAGACCACAGAUCAGCAACAGCAUUUCCAGAGAACUAUUUUGGCUAUAGCUGUUGUGAAUAAGAUAAAUACAUUGGGAUUUUUUACAUUAUGGCAAGGAUUUCAGAUUUAGUGACUAUUCCUCCCUUCCUAAGCCAUGGCAGCAGUUGCAAGAGCUCAUUUUCCCCGUUAACUAUUACUAUGUAUAAUAAAGUUAGAGACUUUGCAUCCAUUUUCUUCUCAACACGGCAGACUGAUCAUGUGUCAAGAAGAGAUACAGAUCUAUAUAGGCCCACAGCUGUUAAGGUCCAUGCAGGAGAAACCCAAGAAAAGCAAAUGAGAUUUCACUGCUCAUUUAAACUGUAUUUGUUCCCCCUGCGCUUAAAAUUGAUGCAAGAGGGACACUUGCAGUCUACUAUAUUUCAUUUAUUGGAUGGCAGUGAGACUGUGCGUCUUCCCUGAACAUGGUGCAUGGUGGUAUGGCUGAGGAGUUCCAUUCUUAUCUGUUUAUCAUCCAUAGCCCCCUUUACCCUUUGCAAAUACUGUGCCUGUGAUACCUGACUUUGUAGGGGUAGAACAAUAUCACGAAUGACUAAAGAACAAAUACUGCUAGAACUUACAAUUUUGUCCUUUUCUUUCUACUAUGUUUUCAGCAUGUUUCCUUAAUUACAAGAUCAAUCUCUUUGUUUUACAGUUCAUAAACUGGAGUUAGAAUUUUUAUAUAGCGUUUAGGCCAUUCUAAUAAAACAAAAGAAAAAACGUUCUUUUUGAUGUUUUUAGUCUCACAGGAUGGGGAUUUUUUAAAAAGGAGUAGUUAGAAUUACCACAAUAUAAUUAGCAUGUUGGAAAACAGAACCAACUUUUGAUGCUUGUUUGUCAAAGCUAAAAAUAGGGUAGCAAUUUGGUAACUUGCGUGUUUUAAAUUUUUGCUUAUUUGUAUCUUGUUUUUUCUUGCUCCUGCUCCCCAUUUGCCUUGUGUUGGUUCAUUUUUUUAAAUUCUGUUUUUUGUUCAUUACCAUUUGAAUAUCUUUUUAAAGCUUUCCAUCACUUGGAUGCAGGUACUUACUUGUCUCUAGAGACAUUCUAAUCAGCCUUCUAGAAAGCAUUGGGUUGGAUCCAGCCAAGUUUUCUACAGCUGAAUAGAGGAGGAGGCUGCCCCCUUUGGCCAUCAUAAGCACUUUACUGGGAGUCCUGGGCCCUGCAUGGGGAAAAGCCAUGUGGGACAGGGGCUGUAGUAAGAAUGGGAAUUAGAUAAGAGUGCUUGAAGAAGGUGGCUGGAUUCAACCCAUGUUCUUUAUAGUUAAAUUAAAAGGUCUUUGUUGGUUUUCCAAUAGAGUAAUAUAUUUUUGCAUGAUUUGUAUAAUAGCCAAGUAGAAUAGGUUUCAAAAGAAACAGACUAAUAUGGCUUUCUGAGUUUUGUGAGCAAAGAGUAAGGACGUGUCCUUAAGGCACUUGUGGGCAUGUGUGUGUAUGGAGAUUAUGCAUAUUUUGAUCCAUUACCUAGAGAGUCAUAUACUUUAGAAGCCAUUCCGUUGCUUGCCAGAUGGCUUAUUAAUUGAUAGGUAUAGCUGUACAGACAUUUCCUUACCCCCAACUGUCCCCCCCAUAAGAACACACAUAAAACCCUCUGAAAGUGAAGACAUUUAUUUAAUCAUUCUUUAAAAAUAAAUCUUUGCUUUUAGCUGUGAAUAAUAAAUCCACUUGUCCAAGAAUUUUUUGUUUCACCAAUUUCACCAAGGCAUGUUCAGAUUGCUACUAUAUGCAUAAAUAUUGUUUAUAUGGCCCUUUGAUAAUACACUCGGAAUCUGGUGUGAACAAUAUUUCUUUGACAUUUGCACUGAAGGGACUUAAGCCUCUUCUCUCAUUUCUGUAUUACAGUGUUUCCCACAUUAUUAUCCUGGAGCUGAUUGCAACACUCAAAACACUUCAUCUUACCUAGUUUUCCAGUUCAUUAAUGAGAUAGGAGAGAAACAAGAAGCAACCAUGCAGCCUUAACCCUGACAUUGCUUUUACAUCUUUAUAUAUUGCUAAUUGACUGUGACCUCUUCCUGUUGUUUCCCACAGGGAUUU